GCCCCUUCCCUCCCCACUGCAGCUACGCUCUCCCACUCUAUCAAGGCUGUGGGUCAGUGAAGUGCCGUUCCUAUUGCUGUGCUGAAGCCGUGCCCAAUAUCAGGAAGGAGGGUAGUAGUAUACCAGCAACGGCGGUGGGAAGGCGACGGCUCACCCGGAGACCAAUUGACGACCAAGGAUAGCGAGUACACCGAACAGCAAUCAUGGGAAAUGAAGCAAGCUAUCCGUUGGAGAUGUGCUCUCAUUUUGAUGCAGAUGAGAUCAAACGGCUAGGCAAGAGGUUUAAGAAACUUGAUUUGGACAACUCAGGCUCCCUGAGUGUAGAGGAGUUCAUGUCCUUACCAGAGUUGCAGCAAAAUCCACUUGUCCAGCGAGUAAUAGACAUCUUUGACACAGAUGGGAACGGAGAAGUAGAUUUUAAAGAAUUUAUAGAGGGAGUGUCGCAGUUCAGUGUCAAAGGUGAUAAAGAACAGAAACUGAGGUUUGCUUUUCGCAUAUAUGACAUGGACAAGGAUGGCUAUAUCUCCAAUGGUGAGCUUUUCCAGGUGCUGAAGAUGAUGGUUGGAAACAAUCUGAAGGACACCCAGUUACAGCAAAUAGUAGACAAAACGAUUAUUAAUGCAGAUAAAGAUGGCGAUGGAAGAAUAUCCUUUGAAGAAUUCUGUGCUGUCGUAGGAGGUUUAGAUAUCCACAAAAAGAUGGUCGUAGAUGUGUGACUUCACAACUGCACCCAACACUUUUGCUUUCUUCUCCAUCUCUGAAGAUCUGCUCAAGACGUCCAGCAAUGCUCUGUGUAUUUUAAAUGGAAGUAUUUUUCUCUGUGAAGCCACAUUUUCCAUCAUGAGCCUCAUGAAGCCAACUUAGUGUUAUUGAACUUUUGAUUCUCUCAAUAACUCAGUGUAGCACUUUAAAGUCUGAAGGACAGCAAGGUGGGAAGAGCAUAAUGUGGUGGUGAUAAGGGAGUUGGCUUUUUAUUUAUUUUUUUCUCCAUCUUUUAUAACAAGGAAUAUAUAUAUAGCUUUCUAAGUAGUGAUUAGGUGAAAGUUAAUUUAAUAUACUUGAGUUAAAUACAAAACUAGAUUACAAAAGUGCCAAGCAGAACAUAACCCGUUCAUUACAUGAAUAUAAAUCCUUACUUUUAUUUCACACCGUUUUAUAUAUAUAUAUAUUGUAGAAGAAUGUAUACUUUACACUGUUUGGUCAUGGAUUUUCUUUUCUUUUUUGUGAUUUUUUUUUUUUUCUUCUUCAAAUGUUUAUAUGUUAACUGGUUUGAUCAACACUUGUUUCCUGUCUACGUUACAUUUUUUUUUUUUUUUUCUAACACCGGAAAAUUGUUUGUUUUAUUUAUACAUUUUAAUAUGUUACCAGGGACUAUAUCUCUUGCUUUCUAAAAUGUAGCUGAAUGUUACUGCCAAGAGAAGAACCCUUUGUGCACAUUGCAACUGUACAGAGCUUGAGGGCCACUUCAUACAGCUUUUCAUAGUUUCUGAGGGGAGCCACUGCAUCUUUCAUUGAUAUCAUGAAUGCAGCUGCUGCAUUGGAUAAAUUCUAAGAGGAACUGUCUUUUGUAAUGACCAACUUGAUUUACAUAACUGUCGGUGCUAAAUGUCAUACUGGCACCUAUGAUGAUUUUUUUUAUAUAUGUGGGGGGAAAAAAACAAAUAUGUUCCCUUUAAAGUCUUUGUAUAAGAAAUGAAUGCCCCACCAAACUGAAGGAUACAAGCUACUGCAGCCAGCAUGACUGGUAAUAUUUAAAUACAUGUAUAUUGGGUAUAGAUGAAAAUAAGCUGUUUUUUCCUUCUCAGUCUUUUUACCUGGAAAGAUCACCCAUUUUCUGUGUUUGUGUCGAUAUUACAUUUGUGUGAUAUAAAAGUAGAGACCCUUUUUCUGCUCUGGUACUAUUGGCUGGAAGAUUUAAAAAAAAGUUAUGACUGUACAUUUUUUGAAGCAUUUUUAAAACCUCUUAAAACUGUCCGGUUUAAUUUCCCCUGUAUUCAAGCACCAAUCUGCCAUAGUUGUUCCUUCAACUGAGUGCUUCACAUCAUGGGCUCUGUCUGUGCGAGAGAAAUUCAGGUGCUUGAUGUCUUUGCAUGACAUGGAGUUUGCAUGUAGAUCGAUUUGAAAUGUUCCUCUUGUUUACAUAAUUUGCAUCAUAUUAAAAAAGAAAAUUGCCAAACGUUGGUAUAUGUUAAUGUUCAAUAAUAAAAAUAAAUCUCCACUACAUGUAACUUUCUUCCUCUGGAUCAGUACAUGGUUCAUUAUCCCAGCCAGUGGUUCUGUUCCGUUGUCAGCCAUGUGUUCUGCUUCAAGGGGAAACUAGUCUCUUGUGAUUUUUUUUUUUUCUCCUUUAUUUUUGUACAGAAGUUGUGUUACAAACAUUUUAGCAUAUGCUUUCUUUCUCUUGCUUGUGCAUAUCUUGGCUGGCGUAUAUAAAAAAAAUAGACUAACCUUUUUCCUUUGUUGGAGAAUUAUUGUUUUUUUUUUAGUUUGUGUGGGGAAAAUGGUUUAUGUUGAAUGUUUAAUUUUUUUCCUCUGCAUGCUAUAUAACUUGUAGGAACAUUAGAAUUCUUCAUACUGUAUGAAUAAAACAUUGAAACUUGUUA
Molecule: messenger RNA, 2603 nt
Organism: Bombina bombina (fire-bellied toad)
Lineage: Eukaryota; Metazoa; Chordata; Amphibia; Anura; Bombinatoridae
Gene: PPP3R1
Product: protein phosphatase 3 regulatory subunit B, alpha
Exons: 6
Coding region: 204-716 (170 amino acids)
Molecular function (GO): calcium-dependent protein serine/threonine phosphatase regulator activity; calcium ion binding
Source: RefSeq, a predicted model, not a curated record